This is a messenger RNA of Trichomonas vaginalis G3, 1971 nucleotides long. Its product is annotated as spectrin binding. The coding region runs from base 1 to 1971 and encodes 656 amino acids. Gene Ontology annotation, molecular function: protein binding. The record is from RefSeq and is a predicted model, not a curated record. The transcript has a single exon. Lineage: Eukaryota; Parabasalia; Trichomonadida; Trichomonadidae.
AUGAGUGAGAAAAAAGGGUUUGAGAUAACAAUCGGAACUCUUGAUCCUAAGCAGCUAUCUCAAGAAAACUUAGAACUCACUCGUAGAAUAGAGAUGCUUGAGGGGGAAGCUCAAGAGUUUCUUCAACAAAUUGAAGAUUUAGAAUCUCAUUAUAAUUCCGCAAUGAAGCAAAACGAGCAAUAUCGCCAAAUUCUAGAUUCAAGUGGUAUUCCGUACGAUGAUAAGUCUGCACAGUUUAGAAAAUCUUCUCAAAAUUACUCAGAAUUAACGACUCAAAACGAAAAAUUACGCCAAAUCUUAAAUGCCGAAGGAAUUGAGUUUGAUGAGAAAACUUUGAUGUUUAAAACAAGCAAAACUCGUCUAAUGCUUUCUAGAGCAAUUAAAGAAGUAAAUCGACUCCGAAAACUUGUCAAAAUUCCAGUCCUCGAUCUCUGGGAUGCUGUAGAAAGAGGAUCAAUUGCGUAUGCUAAGUAUUUCCUUCAAGAAGACCCAACAACAGUUUUUGUUCUUAAAAAUGGAACUUCAGCGCUUCAUAGAGCAAUUGAACUCGGAAACAUGGCCAUGAUUAAGUAUCUGAUUGAACAUGGAGCUUCAUACUCCACGCCAACCGAAAAUGGUACAACAUCUUUGAUGUUGGCCGCAAGGAGUGGAAAUCUUGACGUUUUCAACUACAUCUACGAAAAGACAGAGAACAAAGAUGCCAAAAGGCCGGACGGACUUACUUCUCUCCAUUGCGCGAUUUCCGGUGGAAAUAUCUACAUAAUUAAGUACUUAAUUACAAAAGGAUUUGAUAUUAACGCUCCUACAAUUACAGGCGUCACGCCAAUCCUCUGCCUUGAGGAAUACAACCCCACAGUUUUUGAUUAUUUAAUUGAAUGCGGCGCCGACAUCAGAGCUAAGACCGUUUCCAACAAGACACUAUUGCACAUCGCCUGCGCUAUCGGCAGCUACGAGUUUGUUGACAGAUUAGUCUCUUUAGGCCUUCCAUUAGAUUCUGUCACAAAAGACGGCUGCAACGCUCUCCACAUGGCCACAGUUGGCGGCAACAUCAACAUCAUAGAGUCCCUAUUACGGGAAGACUACGGAUUCCACAUAGAUGACCGGACUUCUCUCGGAUUCACUCCAUUUCUGAUCUCAGUCCAAGCUGAGGACAUAGACCUGGCGAAAUUCUUACUUGCCCACGGCGCAGACAUGACAACCACCCUCGAAAACGGCCGCUCUGCCCUGCACAUCGCUGUUGCCACUUCCAACAUCGAAAUGUGCAAGUUUUUGUUGGAUUCCGGACUUCCAAUCGACGCCAUCGACAAAGAUAGCAGCACCCCAAUCAUGAUUGCGUACUCAGAACGCUGCCUUCCGAUGAUUGAGUUUUUGCUCUCUCGCGGCGCCACUCCGAACGAGGAUUUCAUGGAGGCGGAGAAGAACUCUGUGCCAUCACCAGGCCAGCUGAGGGUCAAACUGCUCUACGAUCCGACGGAGGAACUUCCGAAAUUGAGGAAAGAGAACGAGGAGCUGAAGAGGAUGCAGGUAGAUAUGAGGAAAGUCAUUGAGGAUUACGAGAAGGAGCACCCGAUCAUUGUUUACAGCGAAUUGGGGACACAAACACUUAAUUCCGGAAUUAUUUCGAAGAGAAUGGUCAGCCAGAUAGGAAUUGUCACUUACGCACCACAGAAGGAGCAGCAACAGAAGCUAAAGAUGCUGCAGGAUGAGAAUAAGAAGUUGAUGAAUGAAAUCAGCGAAUUAACUGAAAUUGUUGGAAAUUACAACCAAGUUAAAGCAAAUUUGGCCACGGCACAGGAAGAUCUAACAAAGGCAAAUGAUGAGAAAUUGGAAAUAGAGAAGAAAUACAAGGGAAAGAAAAGAAAAAUCGAAGCUGAAAAUAAGAAAAUCAAAAGAAUCAUGGAAGGUAUGGGUGCUGGCAUCGUCGCACUCCUUGCGGUUAUUAUUUAUCUCUUUUUGAACUACUCCCAAUAA